Molecule: messenger RNA, 1842 nt
Organism: Entelurus aequoreus (snake pipefish)
Lineage: Eukaryota; Metazoa; Chordata; Actinopteri; Syngnathiformes; Syngnathidae
Product: histone-arginine methyltransferase METTL23-like
Exons: 5
Coding region: 79-978 (299 amino acids)
Cellular component (GO): cytoplasm; nucleus
Source: RefSeq, a predicted model, not a curated record
AAUGCACACCAAAAGUUGAUAUAAGAAGAAGAAGAAUAGACGGAAGACUACUACACUAUUUACACAUUUUAAGAUGAGAUGUGCGAAAUAAACCGCAUCGAAUGUGGAAUCCCCAGAAUUGCUUCCAGGACGUUCACGUUUGAAGACAGCAGGAAAGACACGCAGUUUGAAGACAGCAGGAAAGACACGCAGUUUGAAGACAGCAGGAAAGACACGCAGUUUGAAGACAGCAGGAAAGACACGCAGUUUGAAGACAGCAGGAAAGACACGCAGUUUGAAGACAGCAGGAAAGACACGCAGUUUGAAGACAGCAGGAAAGACACGCAGUUUGAAGACAGCAGGAAAGACACGCAGGAGCGACUGAGCGUGUUCAUACCGGAGGUGGUGGAUGCCCAGUACGGCACGUACGUGUGGCCCAGUGCGGUGGUGCUGGCUCAGUAUGUGUGGAGCAGAAGACUGGACCUGAAGGAGCAGACGGUGUUGGAGCUGGGUGCAGGAGUCAGUCUUCCAGGUGUGGUGGCGGCCAAGUGCGGUGCAAAGAUCAUCCUUUCUGACGACGCCAACACGUUGCUAUGGCAACACACCUGCAGACGCAGCUGUGAUGCCAACAACCUGCAUGAGGUGCUCACGCUGCCUCUCACCUGGGGGGACAUCUCAGCACACCUGGCCCUGCUUGCACCGCUCCACCUCAUCUUGGGAUCAGAUGUUUUCUACGAGCCUGCAGAUUUUGAAGACAUCCUGGUCACAGUUGUGUUUCUUCUGCAAAAGAACCCCACAGCUGAGUUUUGGAUGACGUAUCAGGAACGGAGUGCUGAUUGGACCAUUGAGGCCUUGCUGCACAAGUGGAAACUGACAUGUGUCCAUGUUGAUCUGGAAUCUUUUGAUGCCAACAAGUGUGAGCUGGCAGGAUCAAGUCUACCAGGGAACCACAACAUUCAAAUGAUCCUGAUCAGGCUCUGCACAGACCAGGAGAUGUGAACCAUGGUCGUGUUCCUUGUUCCACACCAUCCCGGCUGGUCUCUCAUGCCAACAGGAGUUCAUAGAGAUGUCCACAGUGAAAAUGCGUCACGAGACCUGAAGGACCGUAAAGCUGGCAAAUACUUCAAACACUACAUUGUUUGAAAUGGGAGAACCAUGACCUCAACCGUGUGACUAUUGUCAAUAAAGAGCCCUUCAUCACAAAUGUUUCAAAGGGCUGCGUCCACAAAUCUUCAGUCUGUCUUGUGGUUUUGCUCAGUGGUUGGUUAGUUAUGUUGCUUCAUGUAGUAUAUAUAUGUGUGUAUAUGUACAUAUACUACAUAAGGGAAGUUCUGUGGUCAGAUGAAACAAAAAUGGUCACAAUACCCAGCAAUAUGUUUGGAGGAGAAAAGGUGAGGCCUUUAAUCCCAGGAACACCAUUCCUACCGUCAAGCAUGGUGGUGGUAGUAUUAUGCUCUGGGCCUGUUUUGCUGCUUUAAAUGGGACAAUGAAAAAGGAGGAUUAGCUCCAAAUUGUUCAGGACAAGCUAAAAUCCUCAGCCCGGAGGUUGGGUCUUGUUGGGUGUUCCAACAGGACGAUGACCCCAAACACACCUCAAAAGUGGUAAAGGAAUGGCUAAAUCAGGCUAGAAUGAAGGUUUUAGAAUGGCCUUCCCAAAGUCCUGACUUAAAGGUGUGGACAAUGCUGAAGAAACAAGUCCAUGUCAGAAAAGCAACACAUUUAGCUGAACUGCAGCAAUUUAGUGGUCAAGCAGCAGCUUGUGGAUGGUUACCAAAAGUGUCUUAUUGCAGGUAAACUUGCCAAGGGACAUGUAAGCAAAUAUUAACAUUGCUGUAUGUAUACUUUUGACCCUCACAUUUUCAG